Mustela lutreola (European mink) is the source of this 1984-nucleotide messenger RNA. RefSeq names its product NIPA magnesium transporter 1 (gene NIPA1). The record is from RefSeq and is a predicted model, not a curated record. Bases 16 to 1122 code for a protein of 368 amino acids. The transcript is spliced from 5 exons. NCBI's taxonomy places the organism in Eukaryota, Metazoa, Chordata, Mammalia, Carnivora, Mustelidae. Gene Ontology annotation, cellular component: membrane. Gene Ontology annotation, biological process: magnesium ion transport. Gene Ontology annotation, molecular function: magnesium ion transmembrane transporter activity.
GUCGCUGCCUCGCAGAUGCUCAGAUCCCAACCCCAACCUCCACUUUGUCCGGUGCCAGCGGAUCCCCGGGUCCACACCCCCACCCCCACCUCCGGACCGGGCGCACGCGGCGCGCAGGCGCAGGCGCGGAGGGCGGGCGCGGGCGGAAUGGGGACUGCAGCGGCGGCAGCGGCGGCGGCCGGGGAGGGGGCGCGCAGCCCGAGCCCCGCCGCCGUGUCGCUUGGCCUGGGCGUGGCCGUCGUCUCGAGCCUGGUGAAUGGGUCCACGUUCGUGCUUCAGAAAAAGGGCAUCGUGCGCGCCAAGCGGCGAGGUACCUCCUAUUUAACAGACAUUGUGUGGUGGGCAGGCACAAUUGCAAUGGCUGUUGGCCAGAUUGGAAACUUUCUGGCUUACACUGCAGUCCCCACAGUCCUGGUGACUCCACUGGGUGCCCUCGGAGUGCCAUUUGGGUCCAUUUUAGCUUCUUAUCUUCUGAAGGAGAAGCUCAACAUCUUGGGCAAGUUGGGGUGUCUGCUAAGCUGUGCAGGUUCUGUUGUGCUGAUUAUCCACUCCCCAAAAUCCGAGAGUGUCACUACUCAGGCUGAACUGGAAGAGAAGCUGACUAAUCCAGUGUUUGUGGGCUAUCUGUGCAUCGUGCUGCUUAUGCUGCUGCUGCUCAUCUUUUGGAUUGCACCAGCCCAUGGGCCCACCAACAUCAUGGUCUACAUCAGUAUCUGCUCCUUGCUAGGGAGUUUCACCGUGCCUUCCACCAAGGGCAUCGGGCUGGCGGCCCAAGACAUCUUCCACAACAACCCAUCCAGUCAGCGGGCCCUCUGCCUGUGCCUGGUGCUUCUGGCUGUGCUCGGUUGCAGCAUCAUCGUCCAGUUCAGGUACAUCAACAAGGCGCUUGAGUGCUUCGACUCCUCUGUGUUUGGGGCCAUCUACUACGUCGUGUUCACCACCCUUGUCCUGCUAGCCUCGGCCAUCCUCUUUCGGGAAUGGAGCAACGUGGGCCUGGUGGACUUCUUGGGUAUGGCCUGUGGGUUCACCACUGUCUCUGUUGGGAUUGUCCUUAUACAGGUGUUCAAAGAGUUCAAUUUCAACCUUGGGGAGAUGAACAAAUCUAAUAUGAAAACAGACUAGGAUGCAACAGGGGUUUGGGUGGCUCAAGGAAUAGGAAAUGAAUGUGGUUUCUGGCUCUUGUUUGAUGUGAAGUGGAAGAGACCCUAAUCAAUGGUAUUAAAGUUGCUUGCAUGUUAAUGGGUGGUCUGAUGGACAGUGGGGAGCAUCACUCAGCACCAGGGUGGGGGCCCAGCCCUUUGCAGUCUGAAGUUGCUAAAUGGUUGCCUGGGCAUCAUCUCUCUCUGAUGAGAGGAAUCUCAUGUUCAUUGCCAUUAACCUGGAAGCUUUCAUGAAUACCUUUUCCUUUUAAAAUAUUUUAACAUUAUUUAAUAGAAAAUAAAAAUGGGCUCUUUCUGAUUAGUCUUUGCAGGGAGUAGAUAUUCUUAUUUAGAAGAUUACUUUGGAAAUGGGAGAAAUUGUUGUCUUGAAGUAUGACUAUGACUAUACAGUAAAUGUGUCCGUAGUUGUGUUAUUUUGCAUUAAGCAUGUAUAACAUUCAGGUACCUCAUCCAAAUGAGAAUUAUAUACAUUUAAUUUUUUUUAAUCCUCUAAUGAGCUGACUCUCCCACCCCCGACUCCAAGACAUUUUAAUUGAAAAUAGAGAAUACAUGAACAUGAUACAGAGUUCCAUUCACAGGAUGACUUUCAAUAGCUCAAAUCAAUUUCAGUGCCUUUAUCACUUGAACUCUUCACUUAAUUUGAUGAUUACUAUGUGUAUGUUCUCUUAGAUUAGAAUAACUCUUUGAUUAUGCUUUAAUAUUUCACUAAUCCAAAUAUAAAUAUGUAAAGCAUUUAGAAAUAACAAUAUAUUCAUUUGUUGGAAGAAAGUCAAGGCGAAAGACACGUGAGAGCAAAUUGAUCCUUUUAGCAUGUAGUUAUUAUC